Molecule: messenger RNA, 3024 nt
Organism: Mandrillus leucophaeus (drill)
Lineage: Eukaryota; Metazoa; Chordata; Mammalia; Primates; Cercopithecidae
Gene: ZNF76
Product: zinc finger protein 76
Exons: 14
Coding region: 573-2285 (570 amino acids)
Biological process (GO): regulation of transcription by RNA polymerase II; central nervous system development
Cellular component (GO): nucleus
Molecular function (GO): DNA-binding transcription factor activity, RNA polymerase II-specific; RNA polymerase II cis-regulatory region sequence-specific DNA binding
Source: RefSeq, a predicted model, not a curated record
AAAGCAAGCCUACAAAAGGGAGUAGCCAGUUUCGAGCCUGACGGUGGGGCUGACGGGGGAAUGAGAGAGAACCUGAGAGGACCGCCAGGCCGCCCUCCCUGAGGAGGCGAGUCCCUCACCGCCCCUCUAUAUCGUCCUUUUCAAUAAGGAGCUCUUAAUACCUGCAACUGCUUCCUUCAAGGGGUGGCUCGAAGAUCAGUAGGCAAGGCCUGCGGACUGCGCACCUUAAAGCGCUUCGGGACCGUAAGACAGUGACUGCUGAGCGCGCGGCCGGGAAGAAGCCUGGGGGCUCUGAGCUCGGAGGACAGAGACAGAAGCCCCGGCCUGCGUCCCUCACAACCUGCGCCUCCAGUCCUCCUGCGCUACUCCCGAAGCGCACCUUCUCGCCCGCAGGCCGCGGAAGUGACAGCGCAGAGCCCUUGCGGCCUCCGCCACCUCCUCACGCUUCAGGUGGACCGAAUCCUUGGAAGGGACAGAUUUGUGACCCAGAAGGAAAUCUCUGGCCUCGGCUGUGGCUCUUGGUGCUGGCCAGAAGCCAACUUCAUGUCUGAGUGCGCGAGCAGCAGUUUGCCAUGGAGAGCUUGGGGCUGCAGACGGUGACCCUUAGUGAUGGGACAACAGCCUACGUCCAGCAAGCUGUCAAAGGAGAAAAGCUUCUUGAAGGGCAGGUGAUCCAGCUCGAGGAUGGGACCACUGCAUACAUUCACCAGGUGACGGUACAGAAAGAAUCUCUCUCCUUUGAGGAUGGUCAACCUGUGCAACUGGAAGAUGGCAGCAUGGCUUACAUACACCGCACACCCAAAGAAGGCUAUGACCCCAGCACCCUGGAAGCCGUCCAGCUGGAAGAUGGCUCCACUGCCUACAUUCAUCACCCUGUGGCUGUGCCAUCGGAGAGCACCAUCCUGGCCGUACAGACAGAGGUGGGCUUGGAGGACCUGGCAGCAGAGGAUGAUGAGGGCUUCAAUGCAGACACAGUGGUGGCCCUAGAGCAGUAUGCCAGCAAGGUUCUUCAUGACAGCCAGAUUCCGCAUAAUGGAAAAGGACAGCAAGUUGGAGACAGAGCAUUCCGCUGUGGCUACAAGGGCUGUGGGCGUCUCUACACCACCGCUCAUCACUUAAAGGUGCAUGAACGAGCUCAUACAGGUGACCGUCCAUACAGAUGUGACUUCCCCAGCUGUGGAAAGGCCUUUGCCACAGGCUAUGGACUGAAGAGCCACGUUCGUACCCACACUGGUGAGAAACCAUACAAGUGCCCAGAGGAGCUGUGCAGUAAGGCCUUCAAGACCUCAGGAGAUCUGCAGAAGCAUGUCCGUACCCACACUGGGGAACGCCCGUUCCGGUGCCCUUUUGAGGGCUGUGGCCGCUCCUUCACCACGUCCAACAUCCGCAAGGUACAUGUGCGCACCCACACAGGCGAGAGGCCCUACACCUGCCCGGAGCCCCACUGUGGCCGCGGCUUCACCAGUGCCACCAACUAUAAGAAUCAUGUGCGCAUCCACACAGGGGAGAAGCCAUACGUUUGCACGGUGCCAGGCUGCGGGAAACGCUUCACCGAGUACUCGAGCUUGUAUAAGCACCACGUGGUGCACACACACUGCAAGCCCUACACCUGCAGCACCUGCGGCAAGACCUACCGGCAGACCUCCACCUUGGCCAUGCACAAGCGCAGCGCCCACGGUGAGCUGGAGGCCACGGAGGAGAGCGAGCAGGCCCUCUAUGAGCAGCAGCAGCUUGAGGCCGCCUCUGCAGCCGAGGAGAGCCCACCACCCAAACGACCCCGGAUAGCUUACCUUUCGGAGGUGAAGGAAGAGAGUGAUGACAUCCCAGCCCAAGUGGCCAUGGUGACCGAAGAAGAUGGGGCCCCCCAGGUGGCUCUGAUCACUCAGGAUGGUGCCCAGCAGGUCAGCCUGUCCCCGGAAGACCUCCAGGCUCUGGGGAGUGCCAUCAGUAUGGUCACCCAGCACAGCAGCACCACUCUCACCAGCCCCAGUCAUGAUGCCGACUUGGCCACAUCUGGCACACAUACAGUCACCAUGGUCAGCGCCGAUGGCACCCAGACGCAGCCCGUCACAAUCAUUACCUCUGGGGCUGUGGUGGCUGAGGACUCAGGUGUAGCCUCUCUUCGUCAUCAACAGGUGGCACUGUUGGCCACAGCCAACGGAACGCACAUUGCAGUGCAACUGGAGGAACAGCAGACCUUAGAGGAGGCCAUCAGUGUGGCCACCGCGGCCAUGCAGCAAGGGGCCGUGACCCUGGAGACAACAGUGUCGGAGAGUGGCUGCUGAGUCCAAGAGGGCUGGGUCUCACACCAUGCUGGAGGAAGUGCCAUGCUGCAUGGCCACUCUUGCCCCCAAGGGCCCAAGCUGUGGCUGACACAUGGAAGGUGGCCACAUAGGUCUCUGGGGUGAGAAGACAGCAAAAAAUGGCCUAACUGAAGGAAAUGGGGACCCUGCCCAAGAUGGGGGCCAGGCAGCUGGAAUCAGGGGAGUGCAUCAUCCCCGGGAGCUGACAACAAACCAAGCUACACCAGGGUGCCCUCCUCUCAAAAUCAGCUGGGCGCCCGCUCUCCUAAAGAACACCCUUCUGGCCCUCCGUCUGCUCUCCUUCUCAGGUAGAGAUUGGGGCUGCUAUGGGAACUGGCCCUCUUAGGGGAGAGCCACAGACAGCUCUUCAGCCCAGUAGCAGCAGAGCAGGCCCUGUCCUGCCCUCCCAGCAAUAACCACCUUUCUGGAGGCCAGCUGAGAUGCCUGUACUUGGCACCAGGGACUUCCUGAGACCACAGUCAAUUAAUUCCUCAGGGGCCUGUGGCUGGAGAAAAGGUGCCCAGCCCCCGCCACUCCUCAGCUGCCCCCCAACCUCUCUAUGGCAGAGAGGUAGGGAGUGGCCCUGUACAUAGACUGCUGGGGAUUGGGUUUGAUUUGUUUUGGUUUUUUUUAAAUUCCAUUUUGAUAAUUUUUUUCCUGCUCUGGGUGGUGGUGGUGGCACAUGGAUGAAUGAGUAUUUAAUAAAAGUUCCAAAUUUCCA